Chinchilla lanigera (long-tailed chinchilla) is the source of this 253-nucleotide messenger RNA. RefSeq names its product UPF0472 protein C16orf72 (gene Hapstr2). The record is from RefSeq and is a predicted model, not a curated record. NCBI's taxonomy places the organism in Eukaryota, Metazoa, Chordata, Mammalia, Rodentia, Chinchillidae.
GCCCGAAGAGCAGCCUCCUCGGGGACGACCUGCACCCCUUCGGCCCCGAGGAGCCGGGGCCGCGCCUGGACGGCGGGGACGUCCGCAAGCGCGCCUCGGCCCCGCGUGGCGACGGUGGCACAAACUCCCCAGCCCACAAGCGCCACCGCACGGCCUGAAGCGCGUGGGUGGUGGCCGGCUGCCACUUGGCUGCAGUGCGCUUGGCGAAAGGAUACCGGACACUGUUUUUCUUCUUUCAGUUACAAAUUUCUAU